ACUGUGUCGUUCUCGCCUUCUUGGUCCUCACCAAUCGCCUUCCUGCUUUCUCAAACCGGCGCCAUUCACGCCAAGAUCUAAUCGGCAAUCACCAUCUCUGUUCCGGCGUCACCAAUCGGCAAUCACCAGGUCUUUCAGACUGUCUCUUAAAUAUGGCUGAUCAAGACACCAUGGUUACCCAAUCUUCUACUGCUGUGGGCUACAAAUCUGCUGAUUGUAACGAUGCUUCAAAUGUUUCUGGUAUGGAGAGUGCUGAUAAUCAUGCAGUACAUGAUACCGCUGUAGGUACUGAACAUUUAGGGCCACAUACUGCUAUUGGAGAUUCCAUUUCAUCAGCAUCCCCUGGGGACUCAACUCAAGGUUCUGCAGUUGCUGCUGCUAAUCUUACGGAUUCAACUCAGCAGGAAAUCCCUACAGUUCUGACCUAUGAUGCAGUUAAGGAUGUUGCGGGGCAAGGAGACUCAUCUCAAGAUACAAUGUAUGCUGCUUCUAUAAAUGAAAAUAAUAGCGAGGCAAGGGACAUAGCAUUCACCAGCAUCACUGAAAAUGGAAUCCUAUCGGACAGUAUUCAUAAUUCUGCCACAAUGCAUCAGCCGGUGGUGGAUGAUUCUGCAUUAUCUCCCGAAGAAGAACGAUUAUGGAACAUUGUGAGAGCGAAUUCUCUAGAUUUUGGUGCUUGGACUGCCCUUAUAGAGGAAACUGAGAAAAUUCCAGAGGGGAACAUUUUGAAGAUUCGAAAAGUUUAUGAUGCAUUUUUGGCAGAGUUUCCUUUGUGUUAUGGUUACUGGAAGAAGUAUGCAGAUCAUGAGGCUCGCAUUGGCUCCAUGGAUAAAGUUGUUGAGGUCUAUGAGCGAGCAGUUCAAGGAGUGACGUAUUCUGUUGACAUGUGGUUGCACUACUGUGUAUUUGCUAUAAAUACAUAUGGAGACCCUGAAACAAUUCGAAGCAUACUUGCAACUGUGCAACAGCUGUUUCACAUAUGGCGUAAAGGUUUGUUGGGAAUGCACAACAGUGCUAACUUGUGAUUCUUUGGCCACACUAUCUGGUAGCUGUCUGAAUUUAUUUAGGGUUUGAUUCAAUUAUGGCAUUAUCUCCCCCCUUAUAUUUUUCAUUCUCAUUAGGGCUGUGUCAUAGUCCAUGUAGUUCUCCUUGAUUUUUUGAUGUUUUUAACGCACAUGAGGUGCAUCAAUAUACAAUUGCUGCCGAGAAGAUCCAUCCAAAAAGGCUAAGAUGAUCUAUGAGUGAUCUUUCACAGACAUGGUAUGAUAGUGUCGUGGAAGGUAAAUGCAGCAUAUUUGUGUUUAAGUUUGGGAACAUAAAGCCCAUCGAGUGAAUAAAUGCUUCUUUGUUAG
Molecule: messenger RNA, 1352 nt
Organism: Cuscuta campestris
Lineage: Eukaryota; Viridiplantae; Streptophyta; Magnoliopsida; Solanales; Convolvulaceae
Source: the annotation of a GenBank genome assembly